UGCUCGAAAGCCAAGAUGUCGUCUGCGUCGGAGAAACAGAGGCGCGUGCUGCCGCUCUUCCAGUUCGUAUCCCUGCCCACCAGGGACAAGUUCGGGCUCCUGGUGCAGAGGGACCCCCGACUGGCCGGACUGGGGACCCUCGGCCGGGGGGUCCUCUUCUCCUGCUUCCACGAGGAACACCUGAAAGAGGCCACGCAGCUCUACGAAGUGUUACUCACCAUCCCGACGUUCGAGGAGUUCUUGGACCUGUGCCACCAGUGUCGUGACUACGUGAACGAGGGGCUGUUCGCCUACGCCGUCUCAGUGGCGUUGCUGCACCGCAAGGACUGCAGGGGCGUCAAUCUGCCGCCCGUCCAGGAGGUCUUCCCCGACAAGUUCGUGCCCGCAGAGACGCUCUUCAAGGCCUACAAGGAGGUCACGCAACACGCCGACGAAGACGACGUGAUCAUCAACAUCGAGAAGACGGGCAACGUGAUGGACCCCGAGUAUCAGCUGGCGUACUACCGGGAGGACAUCGGCAUCAACGCCCACCACUGGCACUGGCACUUGGUGUACCCGGCCACGUGGCGCCCGGAGGUCAUAGGACGCAUCAAGGACAGGAAGGGAGAACUCUUCUUCUACAUGCACCAGCAGAUGUGCGCCAGGUACGACUGCGAGCGCCUCUCCAACCACAUGCCCCAGAUGGUGCCCUUCCACAACUUCGAGGAGCCCCUCGAGGGCUACUCCGCCCACCUGUCCGCGAACGUGAACGGGCUGCCGUACGCUUCGCGCAACGCGGGCCUGCGCAUGCGCGACCGGCCCGACUGCGCCGUCCAGGACCUCGAGCGGUGGCGGGAGCGCAUCCUGGAGGCCAUCAGUCUGGGUCACGUGGUCGACCCCAACGGACACGAGACGGCGCUGGACGAGGCGCACGGCAUCGACGUGCUCGGACACAUCGUCGAGUCCAGCUACGAGUCCGUCAACGUGCCCUACUACGGGAGCCUCCACAACUGGGGUCACGUGAUGAUGGCCUCGGCGCACGACCCCGACGGACGAUUCAAGCUGAACCCGGGCGUGAUGGACGACACGGCCACUUCCCUGAGGGACCCCAUCUUCUACAGGUGGCACAGGUUCAUCGAUGACAUCUUCCAGACCUACAAGAAGAAGCUGCCCAGCUACACCCAGGACGACCUGCACUUCACCGGCGUCACCAUCAAGUCCCUGGACGUGAAGGCCAAGCACCUGAACGUGAUCGAGACCUUCUUCCAGGAAGACUUCCUCGACGUCUCGCACGCCUUCUACUUCCCCAGGUCCGGAGCCGUCAAGGUCCGCUACGAGCACCUGAACCACGAGCCGUUCAGCUACAAGAUGGUGGUCCUCAACUCGGGCACCAAGACCCGGCACGCCAAGGUGCGCAUCUUCCUGGGCCCCAAGUACGACCACCUGGGCAACGAGGUCAAGAUCAACGACCUGCGCAGGCUCAUGGUGGAGAUGGACUCCUUCCACGUGGAACUGCGUCCCGGCGAGAACAGCGUGGAGCGUCGCUCCAUCGACUCGAGCGUGACUCUGUCCGCUCAGCCCACGCUGCGUCAGCUGCUGAGGGGCGAGGGCGCGGACAAGAGGAUGGACGAGUACUGCAGCUGCGGAUGGCCAGACCACCUGCUCGUGCCCAAGGGGAACGUCGCCGGCAUGAAGUUCCACCUCUUCGCCAUACUCACCGACUACUUCCAGGACACGGUGAACGACCACGGUCGCACUAGCGAAUGCACCGACGCCGUGAGCUACUGCGGCGCCAAGGACCAGCUCUUCCCCGACCGGCGGGCCAUGGGCUUCCCCUUCGACAGAGAGAUCCACAGCUACUCAUUCAAGGAGUGGCUCGAGUCCAACAUGAUCUCCGUGCCAAUCACCGUCCUCCACGUCUAGACACGACACGCUCGCUUGGCUGAAGCUCGACUCAUCCGACCAGAUUUCUCUACUUGGCUGAAGCUCGACUCAUCCGACCCUAUUUCUCUACUUGGCUGAAGCUCGACUCAUCCGACCACAUUUCUCUACUUGACUGAAGCUCGACUCAUCCGACCCUAUUUCUCUACUUGGCUGAAGCUCGACUCAUCCGACCACAUUUCUCUACUUGACUGAAGCUCGACUCAUCCGACCAUCUUUCUCUACUUGGCUGAAGCUCGACUCAUCCGACCCUAUUUCUCUACUUGGCUGAAGCUCGACUCAUCCGACCAUCUUUCUCUACUUGGCUGAAGCUCGACUCAUCCGACCCUAUUUCUCUACUUGGCUGAAGCUCGACUCAUCCGACCAUCUUUCUCUACUUGGCUGAAGCUCGACUCAUCCGACCCUAUUUCUCUACUUGAUUGUUAAUGGACUCCUUCCACGUCAAGUCCGCUGUGAUAUCCCCACACGCCACUGAUUUCUUAUAAGUGUCAGAUUUUCAGAAGAACAUCUCUCUGUUUUUUUUUCUUCGCCAAGCAAAGGUUGAACUUUUCCCCGUUUACAACGAAUCCUUCCUCCAAGACUUUAUGUCUCUCUCCGAUGCGCGGCAUUUGGAUGCUCGACUGUAUUGACUUCGACGACUCACUUUCAAAUGCAAUAAAUUCCUUUUGAUGCAGUA
Uloborus diversus is the source of this 2596-nucleotide messenger RNA. Its product is annotated as hemocyanin B chain-like. The record is from RefSeq and is a predicted model, not a curated record. Lineage: Eukaryota; Metazoa; Arthropoda; Arachnida; Araneae; Uloboridae. Gene Ontology annotation, molecular function: oxidoreductase activity. Bases 16 to 1902 code for a protein of 628 amino acids. The transcript has 9 exons.